This is a messenger RNA of Entelurus aequoreus (snake pipefish), 1103 nucleotides long. RefSeq names its product colony stimulating factor 1b (macrophage) (gene csf1b). Bases 216 to 962 code for a protein of 248 amino acids. Lineage: Eukaryota; Metazoa; Chordata; Actinopteri; Syngnathiformes; Syngnathidae. Gene Ontology annotation, cellular component: membrane. Gene Ontology annotation, molecular function: growth factor activity; cytokine activity. The transcript has 9 exons. The record is from RefSeq and is a predicted model, not a curated record.
GUACGUUAGACCACAUUAACGCCACAUGACUGACCUGCCAGCAGAGCCCUAUCUGUGGAGUGAAACUGAAUAUAUAAGAAUAAUCGCUUUUCUUCAAUGUGUGUGACAGAGGAUUUGUUUUUCAUUGCUAAACACUUACCAGAUGACCAUCCUUGUGCAAACCCUGACUCAGAGCAAGGUUAAGGUAGUUGCAGGUAAAGUGUCUGUGUGUGGUUAUGUUUCUGAGCUUCUCGCUAUCCAUGGCGGAGGUCCCUGGAACAUGCAGACACUCCAUUACUAGGGAGCACCUGAUGACACUCAAACAUCUGAUGGAUAACCAGUUGAGAAGUGGAUGCUCGAUAACCUACACAUUCAUAGACCAGAAAAAUUUGAGCAAAUGUUGCUUUGUGAAAGCUGCUCUACCGUGGAUAUUGGAGCUCCUUACCACCCACUUCCAAUAUAACAGAGGCUCGGUCAACUAUGGCUAUGUUCAGUCCCUGAGAACACUCAUCCUCAACAUGUAUUCCCAGAAAUGUGUUCCGCAGAUCAACGAGGAGAUCGAGGACAAGCCAGAGAGUUUUGAAGCUGUCUACAAUGGGUCUCCUGCAGGGGCGCUGCAGAGAGCUUCAAAGGUGCUGUCUGUUUAUUUGGAUCUGGUAAAAACACGUGACACACCCGUCGACUGGAGUUGCCAGCAUGAAUAUUCAAUGAUGCUCAGUUCUUCCACGGAGCAACCUACAGAGUCCUCCACACAGCACUGUACAGACAGUUAUGUUACGAGGUCUGUGAAGGCCUCUCAGAGAAGACCAUUGAGAGAUCUGUACAAGCUUGGCUUCAUCAUCACCUUCAUCUUUGGAGCACUACUACUAAUUGUUACUCUCUUCUGUCUAAUCACACAAAAGAAGACUCACCUCCCUCACAGAUCAGGAUCCUUUAUGAUUUCUAGGCGGGACCAGCAAGACAUAGUGAUGGAACUACAGUAAUCUUUCUCAGACAAUACAGCGCAACAUUUUUGCAGCAGCUCACAGAGCAGUCGUGAAGAUCUAUGUUUGAGACACCAUGAACAGUUCCAUUGCAGUAACUGGCCAUGAUUUAUUUAAUCUGAAGCUUCGCUUUGACAGGGA